Molecule: messenger RNA, 2422 nt
Organism: Austrofundulus limnaeus
Lineage: Eukaryota; Metazoa; Chordata; Actinopteri; Cyprinodontiformes; Rivulidae
Gene: krt222
Product: keratin 222
Molecular function (GO): structural molecule activity
Source: RefSeq, a predicted model, not a curated record
UUCUUCUUGUUCUGAGGGUGGAGACAGGAGUUGGACAGAUGUCCCUGCAGGUUGUCCUUCCUGUCCCCGGCGGCUCUGUGAUUGAUCUUUGUUGGUCAAACAGUCCUGGAGGUCAGCAUCAGGGCUGAGUUUCCUCCGUUUGUUCUCAGGAUGUUCACAUUCAGCUCCGACACAGUUCCACAUCGCUCCUCGUCCUGAUGAGCUCCAACCGUCUGAAGAAAUCUGGUUUUAUUUUUGAUUCACUUCAACACAGACCAUGUGAAGUAAUCCAGCUCCUUUUGAAAGGCUUCUUUGUGCCAAAGGAUCAAAAAGCUGCUCGGCGGCCUUCAGAGGACCUGAGGAAUGUGAAGUCACGGAGCCUCCACCUCUUCGCCGGACAUUUGAAUAACAAGCCAGCGCCUGCCUUCAGACCUCGCUUAACCUCAAUGUUUCGCAUCGCCAAGUCGUUCUGGAGCAACAUUACCAGCAGAAACAGGCAUUUCCUGCUCGUGUUCCAGAGCUACACCUGUCUGAGAGGGCGUGGGGAGUCCUGACAGGUCCUGGAGCCGCUGACCCGGGACACAGAGGGAAGCCGAGGACCAGGAAUGUGUCUGAGCUGCGAGGAGUGGCCGACUGGCUCAGUGUGACCAGGAGAACAGACGUCAGGUCUCCAUGGACCACCCGCAGGAYCCCGGACACGCUCUGUGGAGCCUGAACAUCCGGCUGAAGAGCUUCAUGGAGCAGGUGAGCCGGCUGCAGGAGGCCAACCACCAGCUGGAGGCCCGGAUCGCAGACUGGGGUGCCAGGAUCGGCUGCCAGAACUGGACCAAGCAGGAGGAGACAGUCAGGGAGCUCCGUGCACAGGAGGAGGCGGCGUGGGCCCAGGUGAGCCUCGGCGGCGCUGCCCUGCGGGAGGCCCGGGCCGAGCUGGCGGAGGCCAGGAGGCAGUGGCGUUCCCUGCAGGUGGAGAUCGAGACGCUACACGCCCUGGAGAAAGGCCUGGAGACCUCCCUGCAGCACACCCAGCAGCUGUACUCCACCCAGCUCCACCACCUGUCCCAGGUGAUCUCCGGCCUGGAGCAGGAGCUGGAGCAGGUGAGGAGCGGCCUGACCGACCAGCGCCAGCGCCACGGCCAGCUGCUCAACACCAAGAUGAGGCUGGAGCGAGAGAUCGCCACAUACCGACGGCUGCUAGAGCGAGAGGAGGACAGGUACAUGGGUCAAUGUGGGCCACCGUUGUUGGGUCUGCGGCCCUGGAGGUCUCCCGUAGCCGAGCCGAAGGAAAACGGGGUGGACGACAGCCUCAGCGACCCCACCGUCAGUCCAGACGAACCCAAAUCAGAACCCCUGCCGGUGACCCCGUCGCUCCUCCCUGUGGAGAACGGGCUGAGGAAGAACAGACUGUACCGGCAGCAGAGCCUCGUCAUCCUCACAGAACCAGAACAUGAUAAAGACCUGCCAAUCUCCACGGUGAAGACCCAGGAGAUUCUUCAGGGCCACGUGGUGCGGGAAAGUGCAGAGGGUCACGGCACCAUUGAGACGGAGAAAAUCGACCAGGUGAUCAAGCAGUGGGAGGGCUCCUUCUUCAGAGGGAACCCCAAGCUGAGGAAGAAGUCCGUGUCGCUGCGCUUCGACCUGCACAUGGCCGCCGCCGACGAAGGCUGUGCUCAGACCAAACAGGACAGCCUCCCCGACGUGGAGGUCCGCCUCAUCAUGAAGAGGUCCCGCAGCAUCUCCACCAUCACGGACUGAGUCAGAGCCGGACCUGGACCCGCCSCUCCUGCUUCCAGACAUCCUCCGAACUUUUAUCAUCUCAGCUGAAACCUCCACUCCGGCAGGAUGAGUGUCUUAGUUUAAAGUUUGUUUUUUCUUUUCUGCUGCUGGACAGAGAUCCUCCUCCUGUAGACGAACAGGAAGAGCUUCUUGUUUCAGUCAGACGUCACUGGAGAUUAUUUAUUAUCCAAGGAAGGAGAUGAUGAAGCUACAGCAGUGAGGUGGUYCUUCAUCCUGCUCCUUUUAGGGGUUUCUUCAAGUUCUGCAGAUGCCUGUCAGUCAAAUCACUGCUGUAGGACUGCAGGUUAUUGUCACUUCUUUUGGGAUUUUAUCAAUUGUUGCUUUAAUUCUCGUGAUCUGAUCUUUAUCACAUCGUUGAGUCCACGUCUAGUUUUUAGUGUUUAGUUCUUGACUUUAGAGCUCUGAGUGAGUGGAAACCUGAAUUUGGACAUAAAUUUAUCUUGGUUGUAUUUGAGGUUCUGUCCAUCCAGAUGUUUGGCAUUGGGUCGUGGACGUUCGGGAUGGAAAGGCGACACACUUCAGAUCUUUCUUGGAAUCCAAAUAUCCCAGACCAGAGAGGAUAGAGUCUAGAGUUCUGGGACAGAAAAGCUCAAAGUCCAGGAGGCGUGUCAGUCAGAUUCCUGAACCAUCUCGUGUCAGCGUAGAGGAG